Messenger RNA from Indicator indicator, 756 nucleotides. It is a transcript of the gene RGS17, whose product is annotated as regulator of G protein signaling 17. Bases 1 to 756 code for a protein of 251 amino acids. The record is from RefSeq and is a predicted model, not a curated record. Lineage: Eukaryota; Metazoa; Chordata; Aves; Piciformes; Indicatoridae. The transcript is spliced from 5 exons.
AUGUGCGGAGGCUCCCUGCCUCCCCACCUCUCCUCGCACCCUUCCUCCCUCCCUCUUCGCCGUCCGCCCUCCUCCUUCCCUCUCCCGCCUGCCUGCCCGCCUUCCUGCCGCCGUCUCCCUCUCCGUGCCGGCUGGGUGCUGAAGUUGGGCGGAUGGCAGCAGACCCGCUCCGUUAGGGACGAGCCGCACCAGCCCUUCUCGGGAUCGCUCAGCGCCAACUGCACGCAGCCAGGCGGGAGUGGCCUCACUGUUAGGAAUGAAGACAGAGGAGACAAUGCAGGAAGGCCAACACAUACAACCAAAAUGGAGAGUAUCCAAGUCAUAGAAGAAUGCCAAAACCCUACUGCAGAUGAAAUUUUGUCUUGGGCUCAAAAUUUUGACAAGAUGAUGAAAACACCAGCUGGGAGGAACCUUUUCAGAGAGUUUCUUCGAACAGAGUAUAGUGAGGAGAACCUGCUUUUCUGGCUUGCAUGUGAAGAUCUAAAGAAGGAACAGAACAAGAAAGUUAUUGAAGAAAAAGCAAGACUUAUAUAUGAAGAUUACAUUUCUAUACUAUCACCAAAAGAGGUUAGUCUUGACUCCCGGGUGAGAGAAGUGAUCAACAGAAACUUGUUGGAUCCCAGCCCUCACAUGUAUGAAGAUGCCCAGCUCCAGAUAUACACCCUAAUGCACAGAGACUCUUUUCCAAGGUUUUUGAACUCUCAGAUUUAUAAGUCUCUUGUUGAAAGUAUUACAGGCUCUACUUCUGAAACUUAG